Striga asiatica is the source of this 2054-nucleotide messenger RNA. The record is from the annotation of a GenBank genome assembly. NCBI's taxonomy places the organism in Eukaryota, Viridiplantae, Streptophyta, Magnoliopsida, Lamiales, Orobanchaceae.
AUCAAAAUCUGAAAAAAGAAGAAAAAAAGUUAAAUUAUAAACUUCAGAUCUAGUCUAUUGACACCAACAUUCCACCAUCGUCUUCAUUAAAAUUUCUCAAUUAUCUUUACAUCGCUUUUCUCCUAUUGGUAUAUAAGCUUUGCCUUUCCCUAAUUUCUUGCAUAAGGUCCCUCGCCCUUUUUCAUUUGAAGCAGUUUCUAAUUCUAUAAUUUCUAUGACCCCAUUAUCAGAUUUAUAACAUUAUUACAGGACACAGAAACACAUACGCACGCACCCUCACACUCACACACAGUGUCAUCAUCUCCUUUACACCUGUUUCUGCCAUGGCAACUGAACCUUGAGGUUUCAUUGAUGGUUUAUUGGACUUAGGCCGUCUUUCAACUAAUUCUUGAAAAUACCCUUUUACGGAGAUCUGGGCUGCCCUUCAAAAUCCUUGUCUUUUUCUACAAAUCAUCAAUUUUGGGAACUGAAUAGAUCCGAAAUUGAAAAAUUCUAACAGUUUCCAUUUUGGGUUCCUUGUUCCAUAGCUAUUUUGGUUGUUUGUGGCUUAAAGGCGUAAUCUUGGCCCAUUUUCUGCUUCUUUAUAGCUAAAAAAUUAGUUCUUUUACCUUUAUUUUUUGUUUGUUUCCUGUUUAGUCCCUUAUUUCUCCAUCCAUUUUGAUGGUUAAGAGCAAAAUGUUUGGGGGUAAUGGGGUUUUCUACCCUAUUGUGGGCUUUGCAUCGUGUGUGGCCUUCAUAUACUUAUCCUUUGGUGAUCUGUGGAUCAAUAUUCACAGUGAAGUACAACUUAGUUUUGUGGAGAGAAAUGGUACUCAGUUCCUUGUUGAUGGUAAGCCUUUCUAUUUUAAUGGGUGGAACUCUUAUUGGAUGAUGGACCAUGCCGUGGAUGAAUCUACCAAGUAUAGAAUCAGGACAAUACUGCAAGCUGGUGCUAGGAUGGGUCUCACUGUUUGCAGAACAUGGGCUUUUAAUGAUGGUGACUAUAAUGCCCUUCAAAUUUCACCUGGUCGAUUUGAUGAGAGAGUGUUCAGAGCCUUGGAUCAUGUUAUUGCGGAGUCAAGGAGGUAUGGGAUAAGGCUAAUGCUAUGUUUAGUCAAUAAUCUUCAAGCAUACGGUGGCAAAACGCAGUAUGUUAAAUGGGCAUGGGAUGAAGGUGUUGGCUUAAGUUCUUCAAAUGAUUCGUUUUUUUACGACCCGUCAAUAAGGCACUAUUUCAAGAACUAUGUCAAGACUGUUCUAACGAGGAGGAACACCAUAACUGGAGUUGAGUAUAGGGAUGAUCCAACCAUCUUUGCUUGGGAGUUAAUCAAUGAGCCCCGUUGCAUAACUGAUAAAUCUGGUGAUACUCUUCAGGAUUGGAUUGAAGAAAUGUCGACUUUCGUGAAAUCAAUCGACAGGAACCAUUUGAUAACUGUGGGACUCGAAGGAUUUUACGGACCCAAAAGUCCUAAAAGAUUAACCGUGAAUCCCGAGUUCUGGGCAUCUGAUAUCGGCACUGAUUUCAUUCGCAAUUCCAAGCUCUCAACCAUUGAUUUCGCAUCAGUUCAUAUUUACCCCGAUCACUGGACACACAAUCCGGACUUCGAAUAUAAAUUAAAAUUCGUCUCCAAGUGGAUGCUAUCCCACAUUGAGGAUGGUGAUAAGGAACUGAAAAAGCCCGUAAUGUUUACCGAAUUCGGAUUAUCCACCCUGAACAAGGAUUUCACCCCCACACAACGUGAGAAAUUCUACAAAGUGAUUCUCGACAUAAUUUACAAAUCGGCCAUAAAAAAUAGGUCGGGAGCCGGAUCUUUAGUCUGGCAGUUUCUGGUCGAGGGCAUGGAGGAAUUUAACGACGAUUUUGGGAUAGUUCCUUGGAAAAGGGCAUCGACUUACGAGCUUUUUACAGAACAAUCUUGCAGGCUAGCGAGGGUUCAAGGGGCUCUUCCUACACAAUUGGACUACUUGAGAAAAUUAUGCACAAGAAGAUGGUGAGUGAACUGGAAUUUAUAUUAUAUGUAUACUGCUGUGCUAGGUGAAAACCAAAUUUCUGCUUAGAGCUGUGUGUUUUUUUG